This is a messenger RNA of Haliotis rufescens (red abalone), 6680 nucleotides long. RefSeq names its product collagen alpha-2(IV) chain-like. The coding region runs from base 177 to 5585 and encodes 1802 amino acids. Gene Ontology annotation, cellular component: collagen trimer. The record is from RefSeq and is a predicted model, not a curated record. Gene Ontology annotation, molecular function: extracellular matrix structural constituent. The transcript is spliced from 42 exons. Lineage: Eukaryota; Metazoa; Mollusca; Gastropoda; Lepetellida; Haliotidae.
ACAUCGUCUUCCAAGAUAUUCUUGUGGAAGAACUGGGUGCAGACGACUGAAUGUUAGAGAAAAGAUUCUAGCGUCUGUUUAAGUGAGGGAUUUGAUUCUUUGCUGAGUUUAAUCUCAGCUAGAAGGACGGCUGGAGCCUUACUUGCUGGCCGUUCGGACAUUUUAAUUCCCUGUACAUGAUUUUGUGUUGCUCAGGUGCCAGUCCCUUGGCUGGCACUGCCAACCUCUUUCACACCAGUAGAGUACCGAGUUCGUCCCGUAGAAAUAAGGCCAUGUCUACAUGGCUGCUUCUCUUCAUCUCUGUCAUCGCUUUAGGGACCCUUUCUCAAGGCGUUAGCGCACAAAGAGCAAGAGGUGAUGUCGAUCCCAAACGAUGUGGAGCUGGAUGCCAAACUGGAGGAAACUGCAGAUGUAUAGGAGAAAAAGGCUCCAGGGGUGCACCGGGAGCCAUUGGACCAUCUGGUCCCCAGGGUAACCAAGGCUUCCCUGGACCCGAAGGCCUUCCUGGUCCCAAGGGAAUGAAAGGCGACAUUGGCCCCAACGGCCCACUUGGAGAAAAGGGAGCCCGGGGAAAGAUGGGGUCACCUGGUUUCUCUGGCAUCAACGGUAUUCCUGGUUUUCCUGGCCCACCCGGACCUCGUGGUGCUUCUGGUCUAGAUGGUUGCAAUGGAACUCAGGGAGAUCCUGGCUCUCCUGGUCUGCCUGGUCUUCCCGGAGAGGCUGGUACCUCUGGUCUGGACGGUCUUCCUGGUAUUAAGGGAGAACCAUCACCUGUCGGAGUCACCCUCCCAGGACAGAAGGGAGAGCCUGGAGCAGAUGGCCUACCUGGGUUGCCUGGAAGUCACGGAAGAGAUGGACCCAUUGGCCCCAAGGGAGAACCUGGCUUGUCAGGACCGCCUGGUCCAUUUGGAGAACGAGGACAACCUGGCGAGAAAGGUAACAUGGGUUUGGGCACACAUGGAGAGAAGGGACAGAAAGGCUCGCUUGGACCCCCUGGCAACCCUGGACCCCCAGGUGGUUUAGGAGCUCUCACCAACCCCCCAGGCCAAAUCCAGGGACCGAAGGGACUAAAGGGAAUGCUAGGAAAUGAGGGCAUGAAGGGUGAACCUGGUCUGCCUGGCAUGAAGGGACCCUCUGGUUUUCAGGGCCUACCUGGUCCACCAGGAAUGUUUGGCGAGAAGGGUGUACCUGGCAUUGCUGGUCCUCGUGGUAAACAAGGUUAUCCUGGUGUUCCUGGGCAACCUGGACAAAAGGGUGAUCGAGGUAUGGAUGGUCUUCCUGGUCUGCCUGGCCUGCCUGGAAUGAAGGGAGAUCGUGGUCUGGGUGGUAUUGAUGGUCUUCGUGGUCAGAGAGGUCCCCCUGGUCCUGCUGGAGGACCUGGAGGAGAUGGUCCACCGGGUCCAGUUGGACCUGCUGGUCAACGUGGUCUGCCUGGUGAUCCAGGACUGCCUGGCCUCCCUGGACCACAAGGUUUGCGUGGUAAUGAUGGUCCUUCCGGUGGCCCUGGAAUCCCUGGCGUGCCUGGUACACAAGGUCUUGAUGGUCCCAAAGGAGACAGGGGAGACUCUGGAGUUUCAGGUAUUACUGGUCUGGAUGGUCGCCCUGGUGCUCCUGGCCUGCCUGGACAGAAGGGAGAGCCUGGUUUUCCUGGUGAAUCUGGAGGAAGUAUUCCUGGAGUCCGGGGACCAUCUGGCUUGCCUGGUCUGGAUGGUAUUCCUGGUGGCAAGGGAGAGAGAGGUGCUAAAGGUCUGCCUGGCCCACCUGGAAAUUCUACCAAGGGUUUGCCUGGCCCCUCCGGUCCCAAGGGAGAGAAGGGUCAGGGAGGUUUCUCUGGUUUGCCUGGUCGUGAUGGUCUUCCUGGUCUUCCUGGAGAUAAGGGUGAUCGUGGUGGUUCCUGCAGCCUGUGUCAGAAUGGUCUUAAGGGAGAGAAGGGUCUGUCUGGUCUAGAUGGUCUGUCUGGUCAACCUGGUAUACCAGGAGAUUCAGGACCACUUGGAACCAAAGGAGAGCCUGGAGAGGAUGGUCCUCCAGGUCUGUCUGGCCUACCUGGUCUCAGGGGUGAGGAUGGUCUACCUGGCCUGCCUGGUAUUCAAGGUAUAAAGGGAAAUGAUGCAAGGGCAGAGGUCAUCCCUGGCCCUGAGGGUUUCAAGGGUGAGCGUGGUGAUGUUGGUCUUCCUGGUGAGUCUGGUCGCCGAGGUCUGCCUGGUCCUCAGGGACCCCCUGGGGCUUCCGGUCUACCUGGAAUCAAGGGAGAGAGGGGAAUGAAAGGUCUUCCUGGUUUAGAUGGUCGCCCUGGCAACUCGGGAGAGCCUGGUAUUCCUGGCUCAAGAGGACAGCCUGGAAUUGGCCUGCCUGGCUUCCGUGGUGACCGUGGUGACCCAGGAGUGUCUGGUCUGCCUGGUCUUCCUGGUAUGGAAGGACAGAAGGGAGAACCAGGAAUACUUCCCAGUAACAUCAGGGACACAUUGAAGGGCGAAGCUGGACAACCAGGUCUGCCUGGUCCGUCAGGUAUUCCUGGCAUGCCAGGAUUGCCAGGACAGAAGGGAAAUCCAGGUUUGCCUGGUAACUCUGGUGUGGAUGGCCUACCUGGAUUUAAGGGAGAAGGUGGUCUGCCUGGUCUGCCUGGAUUGUCUGGUCCAAGAGGUCUGCCUGGUCCCCGUGGUGACAAGGGAGAGCCAGGAUUGCCAGGAUUGCCUGGAGCAAAUGGUCUGAAGGGAGAUGGUGGUCUACCUGGUUUGCCAGGCAUUUCAGGUUUGAAGGGAGAGCCUGGCUUUCCUGGAGAAGCAAUGGUAGGACCCAAGGGAGAACCUGGUCUGCGUGGUCUCCCUGGAGAAGGAGGAAUUGUUGGCUAUGCUGGCCCAGAGGGUUUGCGUGGUAGUCCUGGCUUGCCUGGUCUCAAGGGGGAACCCGGCCAGCCUGGUUUGCCUGGUCUUGAUGGUCUUCCUGGAGUGAAGGGGGAGUCUGGACGGGAUGGACAAUCUGGCUUCCCUGGAAACGAUGGACCGGAGGGUCUGCCUGGACUUCCUGGUGAGCCUGGCAGUAAGGGUGACUCUGGUUUGCCUGGCCUCCCUGGACUCUCAGGGCCAAAGGGUGAGAGUGGUCUUCCCGGACCUGCUGGACAAUCCGGCCUUCCUGGACUUAAUGGCGUCAGAGGACAACCUGGACAACCUGGUCAAGAUGGUUUGCCUGGACUGCCAGGUGUGAAGGGUGAUUCUGGACUGAUGGGUUUCCCCGGUGAACCUGGACGUGAGGGACUUCCUGGUCUUCAGGGUUUGGCUGGGAUCAAGGGAGAACCUGGUGCAGCUGGCUACCCUGGAGAAAUUGGUCGUGAGGGCAUUAGAGGACCUAAGGGCAACGGUGGUCUGCCUGGUCUGCCUGGUCUGAAGGGAGACGCUGGUGAGGCAGCACUGCCUGGACUUCCUGGUGACCGGGGUGAAGAUGGUCUACCUGGAUUAUCUGGCGAACGUGGACAGGAUGGUCUGCCUGGUCUGUCUGGAGAAAAGGGAAACCCCGGCGAGCCUGGUAUCGGCCUGCCUGGCAGAGACGGUGAGCCCGGUGUGUCUGGCCGUGACGGAGAACCUGGACUCCCUGGUCUGUCAGGACCAAAGGGAAAUCCUGGACCUGUAGGCUUCCCUGGCCUCAAGGGAGAGAGGGGACAGCCUGGUCUUGAUGGUCGCUCUGGCCAGCCUGGAAGAGAUGGUCUGUCUGGAAUGAAAGGAAACUCUGGUCUUCCCGGCCUGCCUGGAGCUCCUGGUAACAAGGGAGAGUCUGGUCUGCCUGGCCUGCCAGGAACUUCUGGCCUCAAGGGUGAUGGGGGUCUUGAUGGGCGGCCUGGCCUGCCUGGUUUGCCUGGUCCUAAGGGAGAGAGGGGAUUCAAUGGACGGGAUGGAGAGCCAGGUCUUCCUGGACUUAAGGGAGAUGUCGGUGACUCUGGUCUGCCUGGUCUCCCAGGUUUGUCUGGAGCUAAAGGAUCACCUGGUCUGUCUGGUCUGCCCGGAGCCCCGGGAGACAAGGGUGAGUCCGGAUUCCCCGGUCUGGACGGACUUCCCGGUCAGUCUGGACAACCAGGAGAGAGAGGUUUGGAUGGCCCGGCCGGCCCUCCUGGUCUUCCUGGACGCUCCACACAGGGUCUGAAGGGAGAGCCUGGACGUUUGGGAGGACCUGGCAAUGAUGGACGACCAGGACUCAAGGGAGAUCCAGGUAUGCCUGGACUGGAUGGUCUGCCUGGUGUGAAGGGAGAUCCAGGACAAUCCACCGACGGUCUUCCUGGACUUAAGGGAGAGUCUGGACUACCUGGACGAUCUGGUCUGCCUGGAGAUCGUGGUCAGUCUGGAAGUGAUGGUCUGCCUGGUUUACCUGGCCUCAAGGGCGACCGUGGACAAUCUGGAUUCCCCGGAGAGCAAGGACGUGAUGGACUUCCUGGUCUUUCUGGAUCCAAGGGUAACUCUGGCUUGCCUGGACUCCCUGGCAUCUCCGGUCAGAAGGGAGACGGUGGUCUUCCUGGUCUUCCUGGACUCCUGGGACCAAAGGGAGAGGGUGGUCUGCCUGGUCUGUCUGGUCUGGAUGGAGCACCUGGUCAGCCUGGUGGCUUUGGUUUGAAGGGAGAGCCUGGUUUGCCCGGUGUUGUGAAUUACGAACAACUUCCUAAAGGAGAUCGAGGAUACAAGGGAGACCCUGGUCUUAAUGGUCUGCCAGGUCUGUCCGGACCCAAGGGAGAACCAGGACGCCCUGGAUCUCCUGGUAUUCCUGGUGAGCCUGGUCCAAGUGGUCUGCCUGGAUUCAAGGGAGAACGUGGUAACUCUGGUCUGCGAGGUCUGGAUGGUCUGCCCGGUACUGCAGGAACACCAGGUCAGCGUGGUCCAUCUGGCCAGCCUGGUGACCGGGGUCUGCCCGGCCGCUCCCCACCCACCGGCUUCCUCCUGGUGCGCCACUCCCAGUCCCAGGAAGUACCCAGCUGCCCACGUGGUCAAGCCCAGAUGUGGGAUGGUUACAGCUUGCUCUACAUUGAAGGAAAUGAAAAGUCACACCACCAAGACUUAGGAUGGGCCGGAUCCUGCAUGCCUCGUUUCAGCACCAUGCCUUUCUUGUUCUGCAACGUAGAUAACGUUUGCAACUACGCCAGCAGAAAUGACAGGUCCUACUGGCUCUCAACAACUGCCCCUAUUCCCAUGAUGCCUGUAGCUGAGGGAGAAAUCCGUCCAUAUAUCAGUCGCUGUGUUGUGUGCGAUGCUCCCGCUAAUGUGAUCGCCGUCCACAGUCAAACGCUUCAGAUACCAGAUUGUCCAAAUGGAUGGAAUGGCCUCUGGAUAGGUUACAGUUUUGCCAUGCACACAGCAGCUGGUCCUGGCGGCGGUGGCCAGUCUCUCUCCAGCCCUGGCAGUUGCCUUGAAGACUUCCGAGCCACUCCAUUCAUCGAAUGUAACGGUGCUCGUGGCACUUGUCAUUACUUUGCUAAUAAAUACAGCUUCUGGCUCACUACUAUAGAAUUAAAUGAACAAUUUAGUUCACCACGUUCACAAACACUUAAAGCAGGAAACCUCCGGACUAGAGUUAGUAGGUGUCAAGUUUGCAUCAAAAAUGUGUGAGAUGGUCAUAAUAUGGUCUCUUGUUCAUAGUAUUGUAAAACAUGUAGGCGAUAUUGAUGAGUCAAGAAAAGGGAAAUUUUGUCUUUUGUCCUAAAGGCAUGAAAAAUGUGAUGUUUUUGUUUGUACUAUUAUGGAAGUCAAUUUUGAUGUCUAUAAUUUUAUAACUGACUACCAGGGCAAGCCAACUCGUGCCUUAUAACUGAUUCAAUGGUGCUAUGUUUUCUGCGGCGAAGACGUGAGAGUUUCAUGCUCAAGUUUACUCUAUUUUCUAUUAUCGCAUAAGAAACCUAUUUACGUCCGGGAUUGCCUGAAUAACUCUUUACUUGACAAGGCACAGACUUAGUGUAAGAGAGAUUGGACAGGAAAGCAGUGCAAAGCACCGAAGGAUGAGAAAAUCUUUAACUGUACAAUAACAACAUUACUGAUGCUCAAACUAUCUGAAGGUACUCAACUGGUUGGUCAGAAACUAGCAAUACUGAUGUGCUUUGUCAAGUAAAGAGGUCCUAUGAUCCCAGCAACUGUGAUUAUAAAAUAUGUCACUGCCAUCAAUCAUAACUUAAUGUAUUUCUGGAUUAUAGUUCCCCGUUUGCAGCAUUCUUGUGAUGUAUUGUCAAUACAGCCAAAUAAUAGUCAUGCAUUUUAUACCCUACUGAUGCCUUUUAAAUGAAAUCCGGCCAAACUGUUUUUCAGUGUUUUCUUUUAAAAACAAAUUUGUCAAUUGUUUUCAUUGUCUGAAAAAUUGAAAGCCCCUGUGAAGAUGAGUUUUGUUAGAUACCUCGGAUCACAAAAUUCCAUCUGACAGGCUUCUGUCCUCUUCGGAAGCAUUCUUCUGGCAUAGAAUACUCAUGUAUAUAGAUGACGUUUGUAUGCUGGUCUUGUAUGGUCGUUUCUAUUGUAUAGUACAGAUUUGACACUCUUGUCUCUUUCUCUCCUAGUCAUAGUGUUUCGUAAGUGCCAAAUUUCUACCAUCACAACCUCUCUGCUCUAGUAGUUCUUCUAGAGGUAAUAGGCAUAAUGUGCAAUGUUCUGAAAUCAACAAUUGAUGAAUAUAUGAACAAACAUUUGAUAAGAACAAUAAAGUCUUUUACACAAAUA